UUCUGCAAACUGAACAGCACCCAUCGUUGGCGGGGAGACGCCGCACUUCGCGGGGGGAAAUAUCACGUCCAGCCGCUUGCCGGGGGCGCAUAAAAAGCUGAAGAAAUCACAACAUAUUGGAGCAAGGAAUCGGAGGCUGUCUGUAUGUCCACGAAGGCGAGAAAGUAUCAGAAACGCGUGUCAUUCUCCGAGGAGGAAAAUGAGUGUAAAGAAGAAAACGGCGGCGUGGAUGCGCGUUACUUAAAAUCCGUGAAAACGGUCCGAGAUGCAUCUGGAUAUUACCAUCACCACAAUAUGUCGCCGCUGGAGAACCCGGCGCAGUGGCGGCUGGCAGCGUCGCGGGAGAAGGGUCGGCGGCAAGCGGUUCGGGGGCCUGCCUUCAUGUUCAACAACCGUAGCACUAGCCUGACAGCCGAAGAGGAGCGCUUCCUGGACGCCGCUGAGUACGGCAACAUCCCCGUAGUGCGGAGGAUGCUGGAUGAGUCGGAGACGCUCAACGUCAACUGUGUGGACUACAUGGGCCAGAGUGCGCUGCAGCUGGCUGUGGGCAACGAGCACCUAGAGGUGACCGAGCUGCUGCUGAAACGGGAUAACCUGGCCCGCAUCGGCGACGCCCUCCUGCUGGCCAUCAGCAAGGGCUACGUCAGGAUCGUAGAGGCCAUCCUCAACCACCCAUCCUUCGCCGCCGGCGACCGGCUCACCCGGAGCCCCCGGGAGCUCCAGGACGACGACUUCUACUCGUACGACGAGGACGGCACGCGCUUCUCACCCGACAUCACGCCCAUCAUCCUGGCAGCCCACUGCCAGAAGUACGAGGUGGUGCACAUGCUGCUGACCAAGGGGGCUCGCAUCGAGCGGCCGCACGACUACUUCUGCAAGUGCGCGGAGUGCGCCGAGAAGCAGCGCAAGGACUCCUUCAGCCACUCUCGUUCCCGUAUCAACGCCUACCGCGGGCUGGCCAGCCCCGCCUACCUCUCUCUAGCCAGCGAGGAUCCCGUCCUCACUGCCCUGGAGCUCAGCAACGAGCUGGCCAAGCUUGCCAACAUCGAAAAGGAGUUCAAAGUUAAAAAGAGCCAAUUAAAAGAGACGGUGCAGAACAAUUGCUCCUCCCUGAACGACUACCGCAAGCUGUCCAUGCAGUGCAAGGACUUCGUGGUGGGGGUGCUGGACCUGUGCCGGGACACGGAGGAGGUGGAGGCCAUCCUGAACGGGGAUGUGAGUGCGGAGCUGGAGGAGGGUCAGACGCACCGAGCUUUGCUGAGCCGCGUCAAGCUGGCCAUCAAGUACGAGGUCAAGAAGUUUGUGGCUCACCCUAACUGCCAGCAGCAGCUGCUUACAAUCUGGUACGAGAACCUAUCCGGCCUCCGGGAACAGGCCAUCGCCGUCAAAUGUCUGGUGGUGCUCCUGGUGGCCUUGGGGUUGCCCCUGCUGGCUGUUGGCUAUUGGUUCGCUCCCUGCAGCCGGCUGGGAAAAAUCCUCCGCAGCCCCUUCAUGAAGUUUGUGGCACACGCUGCUUCAUUCAUCAUCUUUCUGUGCCUGCUCGUCUUCAACGCCUCGGACCGCUUCGAGGGCAUCACCACACUGCCCAACGUCACCGUCACUGACUACCCCACGCAGAUCUUCAGGGUGAAGACCACUCGCUUCACCUGGACAGAGAUUCUCAUCAUGGUGUGGGUCACAGGGAUGAUGUGGUCGGAGUGUAAGGAGCUCUGGAGCGAGGGUCCCCGUGAGUACAUCCUUCAGCUGUGGAACGUUCUGGACUUCGGCAUGCUCUCCAUCUUCAUCGCCGCCUUCACGGCCCGCUUCUUCGCCUUCCUCGAGGCCUCCAAGGCUCAGCAGUACGUGGAUGAGAAGAUCCACGUCACUGACCUUUCCCUGGUCACCCUGCCACCUGACAUCGAAUACUUCACUUACGCCCGGGACAAAUGGCUGCCCUCUGACCCGCAGCUGAUCUCGGAAGGACUGUAUGCCAUCGCAGUGGUCCUGAGCUUCUCCCGGAUCGCCUACAUCCUGCCUGCCAACGAGAGCUUUGGCCCAUUACAGAUCUCCUUGGGACGCACCGUCAAGGACAUCUUCAAGUUCAUGGUCCUCUUCAUCAUGGUCUUCUUGGCGUUCAUGAUUGGCAUGUUUAUCCUCUACUCCUAUUACCUGGGUGCCAAAGUCAACCCCGCCUUUACCACGGUUGAGGAGAGUUUCAAGACGCUCUUCUGGUCUAUAUUUGGCCUGUCGGAGGUGUCCUCGGUGGUGCUGAAAUAUGACCACAAGUUCAUCGAGAACAUUGGCUACGUACUGUAUGGGAUCUAUAACGUGACCAUGGUCGUGGUGCUCCUGAACAUGCUCAUCGCCAUGAUCAACAGCUCAUACCAGGAGAUCGAGGACGACGCAGACGUGGAGUGGAAGUUUGCACGCUCCAAGCUGUGGCUGUCCUACUUCGACAACGGGAAGACGCUCCCCCCGCCGUACAGCAUCGUACCCAGCCCCAAAUCCUUCUUCCACUGCAUCAAGAAGCUUGUCAGCUUGUUUAGGUGCCGCCGGCGGAGGCUCAAAAAAGACAUCGAGCUGGGGGUCGACUCCAAGUCCAGGCUCAACCUGUGCAGUCAGUCGAACAUGCGCAUGACGGAGUCGCACAGCUUCAGCAGCAUCCUGAACCAGCCAACGCGGCAUCAGCAAAUCAUGAAGAGACUCAUCAAACGUUAUGUGCUGAAAGCUCAGGUUGAUAAAGAGAACGACGAAGUAAAUGAAGGCGAGCUGAAGGAGAUCAAGCAAGACAUCUCCAGCCUGCGCUACGAGCUGCUGGAGGAGAAGUCUCAAGCUACAGAGGAGUUGUCGCUGCUCAUACAAAAGCUGGGUGACAAGCUGAGCCUGAACGCCACGCGCUGCGAGUGAGGGACUCCGCGCCCCCCCCCCCCC
Brienomyrus brachyistius is the source of this 2910-nucleotide messenger RNA. Its product is annotated as short transient receptor potential channel 3. Gene Ontology annotation, molecular function: store-operated calcium channel activity; inositol 1,4,5 trisphosphate binding; protein binding. The coding region runs from base 145 to 2886 and encodes 913 amino acids. The transcript has 13 exons. NCBI's taxonomy places the organism in Eukaryota, Metazoa, Chordata, Actinopteri, Osteoglossiformes, Mormyridae. Gene Ontology annotation, biological process: regulation of cytosolic calcium ion concentration; manganese ion transport; calcium ion transmembrane transport. The record is from RefSeq and is a predicted model, not a curated record. Gene Ontology annotation, cellular component: membrane; cation channel complex.